This is a messenger RNA of Xyrauchen texanus (razorback sucker), 6136 nucleotides long. RefSeq names its product erb-b2 receptor tyrosine kinase 3a (gene erbb3a). The coding region runs from base 454 to 4740 and encodes 1428 amino acids. The record is from RefSeq and is a predicted model, not a curated record. Lineage: Eukaryota; Metazoa; Chordata; Actinopteri; Cypriniformes; Catostomidae. Gene Ontology annotation, molecular function: protein tyrosine kinase activity; neuregulin receptor activity; neuregulin binding. Gene Ontology annotation, biological process: positive regulation of cell population proliferation; nervous system development; cell surface receptor protein tyrosine kinase signaling pathway. The transcript has 29 exons. Gene Ontology annotation, cellular component: signaling receptor complex; basal plasma membrane.
AGCAUUUCUCACCUGCCGUCGUAAACAGCUAACAAUCCUCAAGUCAACAGACGUCAUAUGUCUCAUUAACCGCUUCUGUAUUUCUCGCUCGCUUUUUUCUGAAACUUUUUAUUGUGUAAUUUCGUAUUUUUAAUAAUUUAAUCAAUACGUUUGAUGGAAACCGAAGGAAUUUAACUUAUACAAACUUUUCCGGAACAGACGAAGACAUACUACUGGACUUCUUGAUAUUAAUGUUUGUUAGACCUUGAAUAUCAUAUUUUUGAAUAUUUGGGAGUAAAAAAAAGGACAAAAUUUGUAGAGGAAUUGAAGACAAAAACGAAGAGAAGUUAACGCCAAAGUGAGGCGAGCGCCAUCUCCUCCACUCUUCGCUAUGGAUAUUUAACUGUUCAGUUUGACGGACUCUCUUCAUACUGGAAAUAUUAAAAGACGAGGAAGAUAAAGAUAAAGACGAGGAUGAAGGCUGCUGUGUGGCAGGUGUUCGUUCUAUGUCUCGCGAUUCGCGCACCUGCACGCGCUCAAGUAACAGUGUGUACAGGGACUCAGAACUUGUUGAGUGUUACUGGAAGCUCUGAGGUUCAGUACAAGCUCAUGAAGGAGAUGUACACGGGCUGCCAGAUCGUCAUAGGAAACCUGGAGAUCACACAGAUGGAAAACAGCCGGGACUUCUCUUUCUUACAGUCUAUCCGUGAGGUAACAGGCUACAUCCUCAUAGCUAUAAACCAGUUUAGACAUUUACCACUGGAACAACUUCGAGUCAUCCGAGGGACAUCUCUGUAUGAGGAUAGAUUUGCUCUCGCCAUCCUCGUCAACUAUCAGAAAGAUGGAGUGCAUGGACUGAAGGAGCUAGGCCUCACACACUUGACAGAGAUCCUGGAGGGUGGAGUACAGAUCAUUCAAAAUAAAUUCUUGAGCUAUGCACCGCAGAUUAAUUGGCUAGAUAUUGUGAAGGACAGUAGCGCAGAAGUAAAAAUUGAAGACAAUGGACCUAAACUUCCAUGCCAUGAGUCUUGUGGGAGUCGUUGUUGGGGUCCAGGAAAUGACACUUGCCAAAUCUUGACUAAGACAGUGUGUGCACCGCAAUGCAACGGCCGGUGUUUUGGACGCAGUCCCAGUGAGUGCUGCCACAUCGAGUGUGCCGGAGGCUGCACUGGACCUCUUGACACCAACUGCUUUGCCUGCAGAAAUUUCAACAACUCUGGGUCAUGCGUGCCGCAGUGUCCACAAGCUCUUCUCUAUAAUAAAGUGACGUUCAAACUGGAACCCAAUCCUAAUGCCAAAUACCAGUUUGGCUCGAUUUGUGUGUCACAGUGUCCUCCUAACUUUUUAGUAGAUGGCAGUUCGUGUGUUAGCAGCUGUCCAGCAGACAAGAUGGAGGUGGAUAAAAAAGGGGUCAAAAGAUGUGAGCCGUGUGGGGGUCUCUGUCCAAAAGCAUGUGUGGGCACUGGUACACCCUCCAGACAGACCGUGGACUCUCAGAACAUCGACAGCUUCAUAAACUGCACUAAGAUUCAGGGCAGCCUGCACUUCCUUGUAACAGGAAUAAAAGGAGAUGAAUAUAAUAAUAUUAGUGCACUUGAUCCAAAGAAACUGAAGAUCUUCAACACUGUCAGAGAAAUUACAGACAUUCUAAGUAUUCAGUCUUGGCCUGAAGAGAUGGAAGAUCUCUCUGUCUUCUCAAAUCUUGCCACCAUACAGGGAAGAUCACUUUACAGAGGAAUAAGUUCUAAGAGGGUUUACUCCCUUUUGGUGAUGAGGAUUCCUACGUUGAAGUCACUGGGUCUUCGAUCUCUCAAGCGGAUUGGUGACGGAGGCAUAUACAUUACAGGAAACACACAGCUCUGCUAUCACCAUACUGUUAACUGGACUCGCCUGUUUGGCCCUCGGGCCCUGCGCCGCCCGAAAACCCUUGACAUCAAAGAGAACCACCCACAAGAGCAAUGCAUUGAGGAGGGGCAUGCGUGUGAUCCCCUGUGUUCAUCUGAGGGCUGCUGGGGUCCAGGACCCGAUCAGUGUCUGUCCUGCAAGAACUACAGCAGAGACGGAACAUGCGUACCACACUGCAACUUCCUGUCAGGUGAACAACGAGAAUUUGCAGGGCCGAAAGGAGAGUGUAUGGUGUGUCACCAGGAGUGUGCGGUGCAGUGGAACAAACACACCUGCACAGGACUGGGUGCUGACAAGUGUGAGGCGUGUAAAAAUUUGCAGGAUGGGCCAUACUGCGUGUCCUCGUGUCCAGAGGGGGUUCAGGGGGAAAACGGACUCAUCAUUUACAAGUUCCCCAGUGCCAAAUACAAAUGUCAACCAUGCCAUGCCAACUGCACCCUGGGAUGUUUGGGUCCAGGCCAGAAUGAUUGUGUGGAUUCCUCCAGGUCAACUGCUGGGUUGCCAGUGACAGCAAUAGUGCUGAGUGUUAUAUUUGGUGUGCUGGUCGCAUUCUCAGUGUUUGUGCUAAGUGUUCUCUAUCGCAGAAGUGUUGCCAUUCGUAGAAAACGUGCCAUGAGAAGAUAUCUGCAGAGUGGAGAGAGUUUUGAACCACUGGAUCCUGGAGAAAAAGGACUGAAAGUUCAUGUUCGGCUCCUGAGAGUUUCUGAGCUACGGAAGAUCAAACCUCUCGGCUCUGGAGUGUUCGGCACUGUCCACAAGGGAGUAUGGAUACCAGAGAGAGACACAGUGAAGAUUCCAGUGGCUAUCAAGACUAUUCAAGACCGCACGGGUCGACAGACCUUCCAUGAAGUGACAGAUCAUAUGUUGGCAAUGGGGAGUCUGGACCAUCCAUAUAUUGUGCGACUCUUAGGUAUCUGUCCAGGACCCAGUUUGCAACUGGUCACUCAGCUCAGCCCACAGGGGUCCUUACUGGAACACAUCCGCCAGCGCAGAGAGAGCCUCAACCCUCAGAGACUACUUAACUGGUGUGUGCAGAUUGCCAAGGGUAUGUACUAUCUAGAAGAGCAGAGAAUGGUCCACAGGAAUCUCGCUGCCCGGAACAUUCUGCUCAAGAGUGACUUUAUAGUUCAAAUAGCCGAUUAUGGCAUUGCUGAUCUACUCUACCCUGAUGACAAGAAAUACUUCUUCAAUGAAAUUAAGACACCAAUUAAGUGGAUGGCCCUUGAAAGCAUUUUGUUCCGCAGAUACACACACCAGAGUGAUGUAUGGAGCUAUGGUGUGACAGUCUGGGAAAUGAUGUCAUAUGGGGUGGAGCCUUACUCUGCUAUGCGACCACAGGAAGUACCUGAUCUGUUAGAGAAAGGGGAACGUCUCUCUCAACCUCAGAUCUGCACCAUAGAUGUUUACAUGGUCAUGGUCAAAUGUUGGAUGAUUGAUGAAAAUGUUCGGCCAACUUUCAAGGAGCUAGCCAAUGAGUUCACGCGAAUGGCCAGAGACCCUUCCCGGUAUCUUGUCAUCAAAGAGGAGUACUGCACUCCUGACUCAGCCUCAGAUGAGUCACACCAGAGAGGCACUGAGAUGAACAUUCUAGGGGUGGCGCUGGAGGACCAGGAAGAAAAUGCACUAGACACGCCACCCUACGUAACACCAUCUAGAAGUUUCUCUAGAUUGCGAAUAGAUUCUUAUCGGUCAAGUUUGACUCAGUCCAAUGUUGCUGGAUAUUUGCCAAUGACCCCUGGUCUGGAGAGCUCUGUACAGACGGCGUGGGCAUCCCGAUCCCGCCUGGACUCAGCCUGCACUGUUUCUGAGAGCUCGGAAGGGCGGGGGACUGCAUUGGAAAUAGAAAUGAACGAGGACUUCUCAUCGGUUGGCAGCAUGAGGAGGGUAACACAUCGUGAGGACAGUGCUUACAUGUCUCAGCGGGACAGCUUAUCAGGGCCUCCAGGGACACAAGGAGAAGAGGACCAAAACGGAUACGUGUUGCCUGGAUUCGGUGAAAGUCCAGAGAAAGAAACUCUUCUCUUCACAUCACCACGUGCAACACUUUCUCAAAGAAAAUUGUCAAGAGGUCAUUCCGGCGACCUUUUAGAAGCCAGCAAUGGGGCAAAUGACGAGUACGAGUAUAUGAACAACCAGACCCUUUCUCUCGGACAUAUACCAGGGCAGCCUAAAGAUUAUAGUCUGCGUCCGACACGAAACCGUAGUGCUUCCUUUAAUCCUGGGGGGAUGUACAGCAAUCGCAAAUCUCCAGGCUCCAGCAGACCCAGUAAGAGAUCAUCAAUUGAGGGCUCAGAGAGUAGCGGAGGUUUCUCGCUGUCCUCAACUGACCAAAGGAGUCACAGCGACGGUGAUUUCCUUUCCAGUGAAGCAGAAUACACAGAUGCCGAUUUGGAUCCCCAAGAGGUUCAGUAUGAGUACAUGGACAUUCGUGGUGGUGGGGGACCAGCAAACAACACGCUACUUAAACUCCACCUCCCAAGACCUUUUCCCCAUCCUCAUCUCAGUAAAUUGCCACAAGAUAAUGAAGAUGAGUAUGUGGAGGAGGACUAUCAGUACACUAACCGGCAGCCACGGCUGAGGAAUUCGCUCCUGGUGCAGGGUUUAAUGGAAGGGGAAGUGUGUGAGUAUGAGGAAAUGGACUCGUUGGCUAUCGGUGGAGCUGUUGAAUACCAAAACCUAGAAGGAGAGGUUGAGGAGAACAUUGGGCCAAGGGAUGGAGAAUGGUCAGGCAAACCGCAGAAGCCAGAGCGAGAAGCAUAUGUGAAAUUGCAUGCUGGGAUGGAACAUAACGCUUUUGAUAAUCCUGACUACUGGCACAGCAGGUCAUUUCAUAAAUCCAAUGCUGUUCGCACAUAAGAAUAGAGAAUGGGUUGAAGGAACUGUGGACAUAAACUCAGGAGAUGUUAGGAAGAUGGAAUAUUUUGAACAAAUGUAGGUUGAACUGUCUUGAAUUAUCAGUGUUUAAGAUAUAAUUCAAUUAUGCACUUCUUACUGAUUCAUAUCCAGAACAAAAACUGAUACAACCUUGACACAAUGUAUUUUCAUGGAAAAAUGUGGCAUUAAGUGGUUAAAAUACUUUUUAAGACAGAAUGAUUUUUAAAUGACUUUAUUCUUCUUUUAAUAAGUUGGAAUUAACAGAAUUAGCAGAUGAGCUACACAUUGAAAGCACUGAUAUUUACAUCUAGAUGUGAAUGUAUUUAAGUGUGUGAUUACUUAAAAUGGUCUGUGAACCCCCUGUUGAAAAGACCAGCACUGCUGGUCACCAGCAAACUGUAUAUAAUGUGUUUUUGAUAGUGGUGUCCCCACCAGGCUUCUUAACUACCUUUACUUUAACUACCUUGACCUUUUUGGUCAGUCACCAAAAACAUUCCUGGACAAGCAUGGGCAUUCAUGUUGGUCUAAGCUGGUCUUUUCCUCAGAAUCAUUAAGAUAAUUAAGUUUACUGUCUGUGCAGGUGUCAUUCUAAAAGUACUGUUCUUAAAUGUCUUGUGUUUUCAUGAAGUGCCAAAUUCAGUCAACAGCUGUUACUGCCAUAUCAUGCAUCUAAUCAGAUUGCACUCACAUUAUUUUCCAGUUUUAGUGUAUUUUUAAAAAAAUGUCAAAACUGAUUCAUUUAUAUUUUGCCAGUUUAUGAAAUGUAAUUUAAUGUGAUAAUGUCAGUUAUAGCCUAUAGCAUAUUGAAUGAAUUUGGGGAAAGAGUCCUUGUUUUUCUUUGAGAAGUAUUCCCAUGCCUUCUGAACAAAUCAUAAUGAAGUACUUGUAUUAUACGUAUGUUUAAAACGAAAUGGCCAGUAAACAAGCUUUACUACAAAACUAGAGUUUUGUAUAGACAUAUCAAACUAUUUACCUAACUUUGUAAUGGUUUGAUCUCUUGGAUAAUGUAUGUUUUGUUAUAAUGAUGAUUUUAUUUUUUAUUCACAAUUUAGAAAAUAAUUUUAUCUUACACUUUUAAUAAAAUGUUUCUAUGUAAACCUGAACCAUACCUUUUAAACAUUACCCUCAUACACAUGCCCUCAUUUUUCUCAGCUUUUUGUGUUUUGUUGAGGCGUCAGUGUCUCAAAUACAGGUUUUAAUAUUAUUUUAUCCAACAGAGUGGAACUAUAAAUAAAUAACAAAUACUAUGAAGAACAGUUGAGGGAUAGAUGUAUCAUCAUGUAAGUCUCAAAUGGUCGAAGGUGGUAAUCAGGUUUUAAUACUUACACAGGAGAGUACUGAAUCCAUGUAAUUAAAAUUUUUGGCUCAUAAAUUAUAA